Penicillium samsonianum is the source of this 1902-nucleotide messenger RNA. RefSeq names its product putative acyl-CoA dehydrogenase. Gene Ontology annotation, molecular function: oxidoreductase activity, acting on the CH-CH group of donors. Bases 1 to 1902 code for a protein of 633 amino acids. The transcript has 4 exons. The record is from RefSeq and is a predicted model, not a curated record. Lineage: Eukaryota; Fungi; Ascomycota; Eurotiomycetes; Eurotiales; Aspergillaceae.
AUGUCUUCUCCACAGCCCGCGACGGCAGAUAGCGGCUACAUCACCGAACCCGGCCCGUUGGAGAAUACCUACACAUCGGAUCCCAGCCUUCAACGGACACUGGCAUGGUACCUACCAUCCGCUAUAUUGCAAUCUGUACAACCGCAUUUCACCCAGUUCGGUGCCGAGGCUAUUUCCGAACAGGUUCGUGAAUGGAGCGCCGAUGCUGAGCGCAAUGUGCCAUAUGUGAAGAGUCAUAACGUUUGGGGUAAGCGAUAUGAUUAUGAUCGAUUGGUGACCACGGAAGGCUGGAAGCAAUUGGGCAAAUGGGGUGCUCGGAAUAGGAUCGUCUCGGCAGGCUAUGACCAGGGCUUAGGGGUCGACCGGCGAACAGUUCAGUAUGCGCUGAACUAUUUGUACUCUCCUUCUUCUGGGCUCUACUCCUGUCCGAUUAGCAUGACCGAUGGUGCUGCUUUUAUUCUCUCAUCGAGAAUCAAUAAGCUGCCAUCUACGCAUCCUUUCCAUACUGCGUUCCAGGGGCUGAUCUCAGAAAAGGAUGAUCACUGGACCUCGGGCCAGUGGAUGACCGAGAGAGCCGGUGGUAGCGACGUCCAAAACACCGAAACAUGGGCUACAUACUCGCCGCUAGCUACCGGCUCUGGCUCUGACCCCCUAGGUGAUGGCGACUACCUUAUCAGCGGAUUCAAGUUCUUCUCCUCAGCAACGGAUGCAAACCUUGCUCUUUUGCUCGCAAAAACGCCAUCUGGAAAGCUCAGCACGUUCCUCGCGCCAUUGCGACGGACCGUGGUAGGCGCCGACGGCGCCUCCAGAGUUGUAUCUAAUGGAGUCAGGAUCCACCGGCUGAAGAACAAACUCGGUACUAAAGAAUUACCGACGGCCGAAUUGGAACUAAAGGACAUGCGUGCACACCUCCUUGGCGAGCUAGACCAAGGUAUCGUCACUAUCGCACCUCUUCUCAACGUCACUCGACUUCAUACCUUCAUUGGCUCGCUGGCUGGCUGGCGCCGAGCCAUCAGCAUCACGAAGAGCUUUGCGAAAGCGAGGACGACUGUCGGCGAACCGCUCUGGUUAAUCCCAAUGCAUUUGCGACUCGUCGCAGACACGGAAGUAAAGCAUCGGGGCGCGAUGAACCUUGCUUGGUUCACGGUUGCUUUGUUUGGGGUGGUUGAGGAUCAAACACCGUCGUCUAAUAAGCUCGCGCAUCUACCCCAACCUGGUAAGGAAGCCGAGGUGGUUUUCCGUACCUUGACUGCCACUGCCAAGGCUGUCAUCAGUAAGAUGGCCACUGCGGGAAUUCAAGAAUGUCAGGAAUCUAUGGGUGGAGUCGGCUAUAUGGAUGAGGCCGACGAGCCCGAGUUCAACAUCUCCCGGAUUAUGCGCAAUAAUGCGGUCAAUUCUAUCUGGGAGGGUACUACAAACGUGCUAGCCAGCGAGUUUGUCCGCUUCAUUAUUAAGAAAGGCAACUUGAAGAUAUUUGGGACAUGGCUUGACCGUACCUUGACCCUGAUUCAGAGAGCAGAUAUGCGGAAUGCCCUGGCAGCUGCGUGGUCAGCUUUGCGUGCUCGUUUCACGACUCAGGAUCCCGCUUCGACUGUUGCUGAUGGCCGUCGUUUUAUGUUUACUUUAGCUUGGAUUCUAUCUGGUGCUCUUCUGGCGCUUGAUGCUGAACGUGAUAACGACUCUGUGACGACAGAGAUCGCUCAUCGCUGGAUCUUGAGUGCUGAGGGUGGCGUGGGAGAGCAUGUGUUCCAUGACAUUGUUACAGUCAGUCGCACUGCUAGCGCUACCUCUGGAGGCGAGGAACAUCUGCAAUGGGACUGCCGUAUUGCCUGGGGAGUCGAUCUGCCGGCGAACCGUGCCUCCGGUCACCGAUCCUUGCAAAAGGCGAGCUCGAAGCUUUGA